Lingula anatina is the source of this 4264-nucleotide messenger RNA. RefSeq names its product tRNA (guanine-N(7)-)-methyltransferase non-catalytic subunit wdr4. Gene Ontology annotation, molecular function: protein binding. Gene Ontology annotation, cellular component: tRNA methyltransferase complex; nucleus; cytosol. The record is from RefSeq and is a predicted model, not a curated record. NCBI's taxonomy places the organism in Eukaryota, Metazoa, Brachiopoda, Lingulata, Lingulida, Lingulidae. Gene Ontology annotation, biological process: tRNA modification; RNA (guanine-N7)-methylation.
GAAAACGUUGGGGAAUCCCAUUGUAUCGGCAUUUAUUGCUGCAUUAUUAAUAACGCCAGUUUGACUGUAAAUCACUGCAACCAGCUAAAUAGUUCUUCAAUAUGAUUAGCGUGGAUGGUCGAUGCACCAUGCUGGAUAUCUUACCGUAGUCAAAAUUUAAGUCAAUUUUCGGUCAAUAAACAACCUGUUUUGUACUGAGAAGUAAGGCAUUCCAUUUCUAGUUAUUGGUUUGAAGUUGCAAGCAAUACUUAGAAGGCUUAGUCAGCGGGUCGGGUAUUUCCUAGGAAAUUUAUCCUUGGUGCAGGUGUUCCACUAUUGAGGUGUUUACCUGUGAAAGGGAGAGCAAGCAGGAAACUGAGACCCCAUUGAAUCCAGAGACUGGAGAUGGGUGAGUAUGGUUAUCCUGUGACAAUGUAUGGCCGUUUAACAAUGUCAACAGACCGUUUUAUGGAGGACUUGAUGGGAAAGCGUGGAACUUCAAUUUAUCCAAGAUUCCCUUUCAAUCAAUAAAUUGUAAAUGUUUCACCGGGACACACGUCUCAUCAGCGAAGAGGAAACUGCUCAAACCUCCUCAUUAGGGCUCUUGAAAAGGUGUUUCAUUGGUAAUGGACUGCGGCUGAUGGGAGGGGGGAAGGAAAACACAGGGAGAGCUGAUCAUGUGAAAGUGAACCCAUUUCGCACAAGUACGAAGGGAAACCAACUCCUUUUUUGGCGAGAUUAAACUAAAACAUCAGAAAUGUCAACCAAGUUCUUUCAUUAAUUUUGUCUAGAUAGACAAUAAAAGUUUUAUUUACUCUUGGAGCUGAGGUUGCUGAGAUGGGAAUAUGAAAUGGCAUUGUCUCAUGUUUAGUUGUAAUUUAUUGAAAGGCUGCGUAUGUUGAAGAGUGAUAUUGCUCUUGUGUUGUACAAUGAAGGUUGGGGCCAUAACAUUAUGAAUUAUUUCUGCAAUUUGUUUUGCCAGCUUUUGACGUGUGUUAGAGCCUUUUUAUUAUUAAAAUGGUGUUCAAAACAUUCUAUUCAAAGAAUUUCUAUUAAAUUAUUUGCUGUAUGUAACCAUAAGUAUUAUUAGAACUGUUAUCCAACUUGUUGUAUUUUUUAAAAGAAAAAAGAUUUUUUGUAUACAGCAUUUGAUAUUUUGAGAGGCAGAAUUAUUUGAGUCAAGAGGAUUUGUCAUCAUAUUACAUUGCGGGCUUCUCUUAGCUAGUAGACUUGACAGUAAGCAUGUCAUAAAAAUGACAACCUAUCUAAGUCAAUUUGAUUCCAUAUCAAUUUGAUAUUGUCCAUGAUUAAUUUUGCCGCUUUGGAGGAGACGGAAGCUCUUUGUAAAAAUUCUGUGGUAUAUUCUGAAUAAUUUAGAUGACUUAGAUAAUGUACUAAAUUUAUUUCAGUUUGUUCAUACAGACAUUAAAAAGGAGGCCUCUUUGUCACAAACGUUUGUAUUUGAAAGUAAGACUGGGUGAUAACAUGGAACUGAGGUAAAUUUAAGCAAAUGAGGAUGUGAUGGGCCUCCAUCUGGCGACGCUGCUUAACUCAGAAAACAUCAGUGCCACAUUUUUCCACAACACUGUCUGACAAGAUAGAAUGCUUGAUUAAACAAGUUUGUGUAAAGCUGCCUAAAUACAUGACGAAAAUAUGACCAUUAUAGAUAUAGACUUGCAUGUGAUUGGCUCUCCUGGGACCACUCACCUAAUUUGGACGGUUAUUAAUUGCCGAAGGACAUGAUUUACUUGUUUCACUCCUAAUCAUCUCUCUGAGUUUAUUGCAAUAGGCACAUAUUUGUGUGUGUUUAAUACAUAUUUUGCAGAAGGUUAUUAGUAAUUACAGUUCAGAACUCACCUUUUAAUAAAAAAAAACUGGCUGACUUUGUACCAGCCUGGACAUCAGUAAGGGACUAAAAAACUAAAUCAGCCAAUUUUACUGAUGGACGAAAUGCAUUAAUAUGGAAAAAAGUAGGACUAAAUAUAGGACUGCAUUUGGCAAAUGUCUUAAAUGCUUUACAUGUAAACUAGUGCAACCACGCCACCAAUGGGGAAGAGAACUGAAUUUACCCCCUCUAAUUUGACCAAAUUGCUUUCAAACUCGGCCAUUGGUGAGCUUGCUCCUCGGAGUUCAUCCUCUCUCAAAUCUCAUUAACGCAAUCAGCAAGAACAUCUGCAUGAAUACAAGCCUUUCUCAGACUGCUUAUCAUUGAGUUGCAUCUUAAAGCUUUUCAUUCGGAAAGAGGAGCGUUUAAUACUUUUCCUGACAGAGAAAUCCCUUUGGAGAUUCACUUGUUUAAGAUACUAGGGCUUAGUUAACUAACAGAAGCUCUCUCAGAUCACAUGACAUUUUCUCGGAAAAAAGCAGACAGGAUGUUUGUAUUACUCUUUAUGAAAACCAAGCAAUAAGAAAAAUAAGAAUGUGAAAAAAACAAGAAUGUGUGAAUGUACCAUUCUUAGGCACUUUGAUGAAGUCUCUCUCAUUAUUCCAACACUUUGUUGAUGUUGAAAGUACAACACUAAUUGUUUUGUGGAGUUUCUAUCCCCCCCUUGCACCUGUCUAGCUAAACCUACACCAUAUCUAUCAAAAACUGGGAUGCAAGCGAUAAAUUAAAGUGUCUGUAUUGUAAGUUGUGGUUCAUUACCACAAUAUGGUGUUGAUAUUAUAAAUUUAUGUAAUUAUGUAAUGAUGUGCUAUGCCAGUUCAUCCAUAACAAAAGAGAGAGAGAAAAAUGUUACAUUUAUCUAUUUGUUUUCAAUUUAAAAACAACCAUUGAAUAUGUAUCAUUUUGCUUUUGCAAGGAUAAAUAUUUUAUGUCAUUUGCAAGAUUAAAUCCCUUGUUUUUAUUCUUAGGGAUGCCAUUCAAGAUGGAAAAGAAAAAAUCCUCACUCAUGCUCUGUCACACAAUGACAAAUAUUAUGCAAUUUGUGACGAUUUCAAAAAACUCCGUUUAUACGCAACCCAUCCAGAGUGGAAAAAAAUAAGUUCCAGACAUGCAAGCCAGUCAUCCUGGGCCAGUGCAUUCCCUCUCAGUACCGAUUGUUACCCAUGUGUGCUGUGAAAAAAGAUCUGUAGCAAGAAGAGCUACUGCCAUAGUGUUUACCCAUGACCUGUCCCAAGUCCUUGUAGCUGACAAGUCAGGAGAUGUGUACAGCUUUUCCCUCACAGACCUGAACAAACCAGGAGAGCUUCUGUGUGGUCAUUUGUCCAUGCUGCUGGACAUGGCAAUUACAUCCAAUGGCAGAUACAUCAUCACAGCAGACAGAGAUGAGAAAAUACGAGUUGGUCAUUACCCAAAUGCUUACAACAUUGCAGGAUUCUGCCUUGGGCACGAGGAGUUUGUGAGCAAAUUGUUGAUCCUUAAAGAUGACAUUCUUGUAUCUGGAGCAGGGGAUGGCACUGUGCGGUUUUGGAAUUUGGAAACAUUUCAAGAACUUUACUGUCUUGACUGUGCCCAAGAUCUGCCCUCAGAAAUGCAUUCCUCAGAAAACACACAAGUUGCUGUCAAAGCUAUGCAGUUCUUUACAAAAUAUGACAUACUUGCUGUUGCUGCAGAUAGCUAUCCUGUGAUCCUGUUCUACAAAGUAGUGUGGAGUGCUGGAAAUGUGGUAGUUGAGAAAGUGAACACAAUGCGGCUGUCACAACCACCAUGGGACAUGCAGCUUCAAGGUGAUAUCUUGUGGGUUUUACAACCAGUGGAAGGAGAUACAAUAGUUCCAUACUCCGUCUCCUACAAACAAGAAGAUUUUCAGGUUGAAAAGACCUCAGAUAAAAAGACAAUAGAAUUAGCAGAAACUGUGAAUAAAAACUGGGACUUUUUCAAAGGAUCUGUUGGACAGGAAAGUAACUUCCAGUUACUGUUUAAAGCAUACAAAAACAGAAAGGACAAUAUGCAAGAUUAUUUGGAAAGAAAACGACAAAGACUGGCACAGACGCCUUUAAAAAAGGAAAAACAGUCUAGAAGAAACAAACAAAGAAGAAGGAAGGAAAAGGAGGGUGAUGCUGCAGAAAAAGAAGGCAGUGAAGAUGUAGAAGGAGGGACAAACUCGGACAGUAUUGCAGAGCCAGAGCCUAAGAUUCUGAAAGCUAGCUGACAGCUAAGAAAAAAUUUCUUAAGGGUGACAGAAAGAUAAACUGUUUUAAAUAGUACAUCUUUCUCUUACUGUUAAACACUACGUAAUUGAGACACAUGUAUGUGUUACAUGCCUGUCAAAAGCAGAACACUUCUUGAAUGAUUUUCUUGUUCUUUAUAAAUGUCACAAUAAUGAUAUAUUUUGAUACUGUU